UGACGACUGUAAGAUGUGUCGUUUCAUGGAAAUUCUAUCCUAAAUAAGUUAACCUAAAGUUUGCCAAAUUUUUACGUGUAAAAUUUAUAUUAUCGCGGUAUAAGAGAAGAUUAUUUUAUAAUUUUAAUUGAUAAAAAGUAUUCUUUGAAAUAAUUACAUCAUAUUAUGAAAAGAACACUCUAUUAAAUUAUAUAGCAUGCCGAAAGAACUCUGAUACCUGCCACCUGUCAAUCUUCCACUUGUGCUAAUAUUCUACAACAAAUGUUAAUCUUGAUAUUAUCUAGCUUGCUAAGAAAAUCAUGGAUAUCGAGACGGAAAAUGUAAUAAAUCUGGUAUUUCCAGAAAAUAUUCCAGAAUCGUGGAAAGAAAAUCCUGAAUUUUAUCAGUAUCUCUUAAAACUUGGUGGCUAUGAUGUAGAUCAGCUGAGUAAAGAACCCGAUCAUUUGUCUGAUGAGAAAAAUGCAGUGCUUCAGACUACACAAGAGCUGGUUUUUGCGAACUACAAAACUUUUAUCCAGACAGCAGAAAGUUCGAGAGAGAUACUCAAUCAUUUCAAUGAGACUGAAAGCCGUCUUGACAAGCUUGUACAAAAAAUCCCAAAAUUUAUAGAAAAGUGUCAAUCAUUUUGUGAUGCUUCAAAGGAUAUUAAUGCACAUCGAAGAUUAAACAGCUUAACACUGACACGAAAUGCAGAAUUACUCGAAAUUCUUGAAAUGCCCCAACUAAUGGAAUCAUGCUUGAGAAGCAACCAAUAUAAUGAAGCAUUAGAAUUGUCUCAAUACGCCCGUCAAUUAGGAGUGAAACAUGGAGAUAUUCCUAUUAUUUCGUCUAUAGUAGCAGAGAUUGAAAGCAGCUGGUCAGGAAUGGUAGGACAAGUAGUCGGAUCUCUAAGAGGGGAUCUACCACUUCCAAGAUGUCUUCAGCUUGUAGGUUUGCUACGGUCAAUGGAUGCGUUUACAGAACCAGAACUUCGUAUAAAAUUUCUUCAAGCAAGAGAUAGUUGGCUCCAAGGCUUGUUAAACGCGAUACCGAAAGAAGAUCCUAAUCUUCAUAUAACCAAAACGAUAGAAUUAUCUAGGAUACACUUGUUCAAUAUAAUAACUCAAUACAAAGCUAUGUUCAAUGAUGACGAAUUAGUAAUCCCCGGCCGCGACUUGACGCUAAAUGAAUCCGCGAUAUUUUAUCAUUGGCUGGAGGAAAAGAUAUCGCAAUUUCUUGGUACAUUGGAGCAAGAUUUACCGGGUGUAACGUCCAUAGAUUCUAUUUUAGGCCAGUGUACGUAUUUUGGAUUAUCAUUUGGUCGAGUAGGCGUCGAUUUUACUGGUCGAAUAUCGGAUAUAUUUGUGCGAAUUAUCGGUGAAAAGUUUGAACAAGACAUUCGUAGGACAACCAGGAAGUUUGAGAAAGACAUGGAAACGUUUACAUUGAUCAACAAAACGCAACGGCUCGAUAUAAAAGCAGAGACUGCAAUUAUCUCUGAAAAUCCGCCUGAACAAUUGGUAGAAUUUUAUCCUUUAGCUGAAUAUUGCAACGGAAUAAUAACAGCUUUCAAUGAAUUGAGACUCUGUGCACCAGUGGCAUUCUCUACUUUAUGCACAAAAUUGCUGCAGGAAUCAUUGCAUAAUGUGGCGAAAGCUAUGCUAUUAUUUUACAAGCAAGAACAGCAAGCUUUUGCAGCAGCAGAACGAGAGAAUAUGAUUAAAUUCACGGAAUGUUUGAGCGAACAAUUGAUUCCUUAUAUACAAUAUUGUAUACAUUUGAUUUUUCCACCCAUUCAGAUUGCAAUGCAUUUAGGAAUAUCAGUCAAUGUACUCCAGAAAGAGGAAGUUACAUAUUUAAAUAAGCAGAGUAUAUUAGAACCAGUGGCUACACUGUUGCCUGUUAGAAAAGAUCCUUUAAUCUCCAAAUUAUGCGUGUCUAAUAUACAGCCAGUAACAUCAUAUGAUGCAAAACUUUCCUUUACAACAGUAAUAUCUUCGCCAACAGAAAUUGUGGAUUCUACUUCAAAGACUAUUGUAUUUGAAAUGGAAGAAACAAAAGAGAAAGAGGUUACUCAAAAGGGAACGAUAUCGAACUACAAUGUACAAAAUUCGUAAAAUUUUGUUGAUAAUAUAAAUCAAAGUAUUUAAUUGUUAAUUUUUGAACACACAAUAUUGCUUGCUAUUCUAUAUAUAUGUUGAAGGUAGUGUAAAUAAAAAAAAUUUGAAGGUAGUGUAAAUAAAAACAAUUUUUACGAUUCUGGA
This is a messenger RNA of Formica exsecta, 2243 nucleotides long. It is a transcript of the gene Cog8, whose product is annotated as conserved oligomeric Golgi complex subunit 8. The record is from RefSeq and is a predicted model, not a curated record. Gene Ontology annotation, biological process: intra-Golgi vesicle-mediated transport. Gene Ontology annotation, cellular component: COG complex. Lineage: Eukaryota; Metazoa; Arthropoda; Insecta; Hymenoptera; Formicidae. The coding region runs from base 300 to 2096 and encodes 598 amino acids. The transcript is spliced from 10 exons.